Messenger RNA from Strongylocentrotus purpuratus (purple sea urchin), 896 nucleotides. It is a transcript of the gene dtd1, whose product is annotated as D-aminoacyl-tRNA deacylase 1-like. The record is from RefSeq and is a predicted model, not a curated record. NCBI's taxonomy places the organism in Eukaryota, Metazoa, Echinodermata, Echinoidea, Camarodonta, Strongylocentrotidae. Gene Ontology annotation, cellular component: cytoplasm. Gene Ontology annotation, biological process: tRNA metabolic process. Gene Ontology annotation, molecular function: D-tyrosyl-tRNA(Tyr) deacylase activity. The coding region runs from base 84 to 608 and encodes 174 amino acids. The transcript is spliced from 5 exons.
UGUUGUGUGUACUUAUAUCCGGCUUGCGGCAGGGCCCGUUUGCAUUUCGCCUGGAUGGCUACUAAUUUUUAAUAUUAGUCAAAAUGAGGACAGUUAUCCAACGAGUCACCAAAGCGAGUGUAACUGUUGGUGACGAAUUGAUAAGUAGCAUUGGAAGAGGACUCUGUAUUCUGGUGGGGAUAUCAAAAGAUGACACUCCUAAAGAAAGAGAAUACAUAGUCAGGAAGAUUUUGAACCUGAGGGUGUUUGAUGAUGAAAAUGACAAAAGAUGGGCGAAGAGUGUCAAAGACAAACAACUGGAAAUUCUUUGUGUCAGUCAGUUUACACUGUACUCUAUACUGAAGGGCAAUAAACCAGACUUUCACCAGGCAAUGCCAGGAGACCAAUCACAAACAUACUACAAUGAAUUCCUUGAUAUGCUAAGGAAGGAUUAUAAUCCGGAUAAGAUUAAAGAUGGUCAAUUUGGAGCACACAUGCAGGUUCAUAUACAGAAUGACGGACCUGUCACUAUACAGUUAGACUCACCACCAGACUCAGGCAUAAGCACAGGUCAGGAGUCUGCAGGCAAUACAGAUCUGUUACGGCACUCAAGACAGGUGGGUUUGUAAUAGAGCAUUGGAGGGUGUUUCUGAUAGCAAUAAUAUUGUUGUACUGCAGGUGUUGGUAACAGUGUUCAUUCAACAAAGUCCAGCCAAGUAGUCUUGUUGAUAAAACAGAAGGCAAGGGAGUUUGGGGUUGGGAAGGAAAGAGAAAAGACAAGGAUGGAGAGAAAGAGAGAGAAGGGGAGGGAGUGAAAUAGGGUGGGAGCAAGACAAAGAGGAAUGGAGUGAGAGACGUAUGGGGGAAGAUUAAUAAAGAGAGAGAGAGACAGGGGGGGGGGGGGGGGGGGGGGGGGG